AUGAAAUUGCCUGAGAGCAAUAUUCCUGCAAAGCAGAUGAAAUUGCCUAAGAGCAAUAUUCCUGCAAAGCAGAUGAAAUUGCCUGAGAGCAAUAUUCCUGCAAAGCAGAUGAAAUUGCCUAAGAGCAAUAUUCCUGCAAAGCAGAUGAAAUCGCCUGAAAAUGGCAAUAUUCCUGCAAACAUUUGCCAGCUUUAUGCUGAGUCAAAGCAGACGAAAUUGCCUGAAAAGGGCAAUAUUCCUGCAAAGCAGAUGAAAUUGCCUGAAAAUGGCAAUAUUCCUGCAAACAUUUGCCAGCUUUAUGCUGAGUCAAAGCAGACGAAAUUGCCUGAAAAGGGCAAUAUUCCUGCUAAUCAGCUUUACGCUGAGGCCUGUCGUGGAGGCGGUAGAAAAGCCGUAUCCCAGGCUCAGAAGCCAUCUAAAGCCAAAAAAACGGCUUUAUCUCUUCCUCAAAGUUGUGAAUUGAAUGUUGACGUUCAGAAUGGUAAACUGCAGGAAGCCCGUAAGCCACGGAGAAAAGGCAGGGGUUUUGCCUCGCAGAAGAACAGAUCGCAGGCGGCACAGAAAAAGCUGCCUGUUAAUGCCACGAACUCCUCUGUCGAGAUGGUUGCUGAAAGUAGUACACAGCCGACAAAAACCACAUCUAUGUCGGCUCCUUUGAAAAACCGUAAAACAAAAAGGCUCGGGUUUGCUUCUCGGAAACUAAAAAGUCAGUUGUUAAAACAGAAGGCAUCUUUCAAUUCCGCGAAAUGUGGGGCGGAGGGUGAUGAAUCCAAAAGCGAAUUUGAGGACGUUGAAAGUCUCUCCCAAAGUAUGGAUUCAUUCCAAUUUCAGGAUUUGAUUGAAACAAAUCCCCAUGUGAAACAGAACAUGGAUAUUGCAUAUGAGCCAUUAAAACAUUUCAAUGGUCAUUUUUCAGAGGCGAACAUCUUUGAUCUUAUGCCUUACGUCCUUUUAAGUGAAAUUCUUCCCGAAGACUUCAUGGCCGCUCAUUAUAACGGAGACUUUCAAGGGGACGUGAGUUGUAGCUUAAUCUUCCCUCGCAUGUUUCUUGAAGACGUUCAGAUAGACCAAAGAGAAUGGCUAACUGUCGUUGGAUUAGUUUUCGGCAUGGUUGAGUUUCUCCCAUACUUCGACAGAAACUUUGGAUUUGUAGCUGCAAGAGAAUCUCAAGAUCUUCCUGCGUUCAAGUCCACCAACAUAUCAGUCUGUCGGAAAAAUAACGGCGGAUCGUCGCAUCAAAAUGUCUCGCCUCGCCGCUAUCGCGCACCAAAUCCCAAGCCGCGGCUUGCAGUCGCAAAGCGAUGA
Messenger RNA from Bursaphelenchus xylophilus (pine wood nematode), 1305 nucleotides. NCBI's taxonomy places the organism in Eukaryota, Metazoa, Nematoda, Chromadorea, Rhabditida, Aphelenchoididae. The record is from the annotation of a GenBank genome assembly.